AUAUAUAAUUCGUGAUUUCAGAACGGAUUUUUAUUUUUUAAGUAGUACAACUCACAAAUAAAUCAGCCCAUUAUUUUCGAUUGCACAAUAGUUCGGAUAAACUUUCUGCAAUGAGAAACAAAAAUUUGAUUCAAUAUUGAAUUAAUUUUUUGACACGAGACAAAUUCGUACAAGACAGUCUUAAUUGCACUAAUGUGGUAACAUUGCGCAUGGACAGACGUAUUCGACGGUGGCGGUCAUUUAACAGUCAUAUGUUUUCCUCGUACUGCCAAAUCCGUCAAGUUUGGUCAAGUUCGCUGGCACCGAUAACACUUGAUCAAAAUCGACUUUGUUAAGCGACGUGCUUGUGUGUCCGACAAUUUCAAUCGCGGCUUCAUUCCCUCUUGAUUACGUAUCGUCGUCAUCCUUGCGCACCACGUAACCUAUUUUGUCGCGCUGAGCAACCCAUGCGAUCGUCGUUUACACAACCUCGCGUCCGUCCACAGCUUUAUCUUCUCUACAGAUAAGUCCUGACGCUUCCACGUGGAACCCGUAAUGCACGAGUAUUGUACGACUUGACGCUGAAACCGCGACGAGGUCAGCUCACUUUAUUGAAUGCCUUGUAUACAUGAUCCGCUGUGAGAGUAGCAUUACCUUUUCCGGGAAAAAUUCACUCUUUUUAUUGGAAACUUCGUAUCUGCUUCGCUACUUAUUAGAAACAUCACGUCAAGGUGGGCUCAAACCGUUGAGAUCUGAUUAUAGCAGUAAGCUGCUGAACGGAGAAGCAGAGAGGUUAGAGCGACCAUAGAAGCAGAAGCAGAAUUUGUUUAAAAGUUGCGCUAAGCUAUAUGGGAAGAAUGAACAGAAAAACCAACAGUGCGUCAGCUAGACUGAAACAGGAUUAUUUGCGCCUCAAAAAAGAUCCAGUACCAUAUGUACUGGCAGAACCAGUACCUUCCAAUAUAUUAGAAUGGCACUAUGUGGUGAAAGGACCAGAGAAAACUCCGUAUGAGGGUGGUUUCUAUCAUGGCAAGUUGAUAUUCCCAGUGGAGUUUCCAUUCCAACCACCUAGCAUUUACAUGACCACACCAAACGGCCGAUUCAAAGUCAACACCAGAUUGUGCCUGUCCAUCUCUGACUUCCAUCCUGAUACAUGGAAUCCAGCAUGGAGUGUGUCUACGAUUCUCACUGGAUUACUUAGUUUCAUGAUCGAGAAAAGUCCCACGCUUGGCAGCAUUAGCUCAACAGACGAUGAAAAGAGACAGCUAGCUGCGCAGAGCUUAGAGUAUAACUUAAAGGAUAAGAUGUUCUGUGAGCUCUUCCCAGAAACAGUCGAAGCGAUUGAAGUCGAGCUAGAACGACGGAAAGAGUUGGAGAAACAAGCGAGGCAUCAGUCUACCGCGUCCGAGGUUUCUUCGCUGAUACGAGACCAAUUGCAGAGGGAGCAGAGCCCAUUACAUAGUGCUCUGGCUAAUCUUGUUGUUAUCAUCGGCUUCGCGGCGUUCGCCUACACAGUGAAAUACGUACUGAGGAGCAUCGCUACGGAGUGAAUUGAAACCGAGUCGUACACUAAGUCACGGCGAUCGUAAAACGGAAACAAGUUGUGAUGAUUGUAUGCAUAAAUCUUAGAACGAUAAUACGUAAAAGAAGGAAAUGGGAGAAGGGGAAUUCGGGAACUCUCAUAUUCGAACACUUGCCUGUUGAUAUGUUAUUUUACAAUGAUUGUUUGAUAUACGUGCAAUAGUAACAUCCUUUUAAAUUAUCUUAAUAUCGACGAUGCAUAUAAACAACUGUAAUACUAAGCUUAUAUAUAUAUAUAUAUAUAUAUAUAUAUAUAUAUAUAUAUAUAUAUAUAUAUAUAAAGAAGAAUAUCAUACUAAUUGAAUACAGCAUCGUUUGCGCAUCGCCGAAAUUGAGAUAAUUUAAGAGAAAUUAGUUCGGUGCGCGUAUUAAAUGAUUAGAUGCGUGAACCAGGCCAAUAUCUGCCCGUCAAAGCUGUGACACCGUUUAGGUCUGCACAGUCUCGAACGUUCGCCAGUAUAGACUCGUGGAUAUUUGAUAGAUUUUUAUAUUGAUGUCGAUUGUAAGAUACAACCUGUACUAUAAACGCGAGUUUUACUCGAUAGCCAUUAUAGAAGGAAAGUAUGAGUCAUAAUCUCCUUCUGGUUUUGUUGCUUUAAUUGCGAAUCGUCAAAUUACAUCGGUUUCUUGUUGACGUUAAUUGACAGAUUCAAUUAGAUUCUCGCCAAUUUCCAGGGGCAAGAAAUUUAGCUAUAAUGUUUCCUAAAUUUCUUCAAGUGAAAUCUCAAAAUGAAUAAAAAUUCAGCCGCUUGAAAUUGUAAGAAUGAAUGUUUUACUUCAGCUCAGGAUGGAUUCUGAUUUCAUAUAAAUAAAGGUCGAUUUUUUCAUAUAAAUAAAAGUCGAUAGUGAUUUAAAUUUAAAUUUAAGCUCUCUGUUAACAAUAUGUUUGAUAUGUUUGAACAAAGUUCAAAUUGCUAUUAAAAGACUGGUUUUAAGUCGAUUAGAAUUAAUUUGUUUCUGACGGUUGAACAAAUCAGACUACUCUUAAGUUUCAAGUAAAAAUAUUCACUUCUUUCGAGUGGACAAUUCACUUUAUAUAAGUGGAAAAUCAUUCGAAUUCGAGUGAUUCAGCUGUUAUUGUAUCUUUUCGAGAGAAAUUUCACUUCAAGAAAUUCAGGGAUUUCAAAGAAUAUUGUAAGAUAAAACGACGUAGUCGUGGCUUCCUAUCUCUUUCACAUCCAAAUUUGCACUUCCAAAGUAACUUGUAACUAGGAUUUACGCUACAUCAUUCUUCCUUCAAUCGGAUUUUGUACAAAUCCGAAUUCGAUCAAGUUAGCUAUAUAUCCAUUACUUAACUUCGAUAACCGGUGGUUAAUUAACGCUAUAUUUUAACACGUUAAUUAACAAGGACAUUAAUUUAUUUCAGUCCUUGAUUUUUUGAUCCUGGUUUUUUAAAAUAUCAAGAAACUUAUCUGGUUUUAUUUACAUGGGAAAAUCUUUCUCGGGUAGAAGUGCACAAGUUCGUCACACUGUACGACGUGCCAAUAAGAUUGCAAAUCCAAACUGAUAAUGAAGGAUAACUAAAUCACAUCAUGUUUCGCAAUUUGACUUAUUCUGCUCGUUGAAAGUGAGUCCAUUUUGUAAAUAUACUAUAAGGACGCAGUCAUAUUAUACAUCGUAUUAUAUAUUUACUUCUUUCUAUCUCAAUCUUGUGAUCGAUAUCCCCUUAUUUGCUUCGAUCAAAGUGACUCGUAAGAUUGUUCCCUCGUGCACAGAAAAUUAAAAAUUUCUUUCUCUUGGAGACGUUCAUCGUUUCCUUGAUCGGAUCAAAGAAUAUGUUUCAAUAUCAAUCGCUUCGCUCUUCCAUGACUAGCCGUUUUUGCAAUGUCGAAAGAAAAGGAGUAUCGUGUUAUUUCUUAUUACAAGCGAAAAACAGUUAUUCAGUAAGAAAAGUAAAAAUACUAAUGCCUGAUAAUAACAUUAUAACUAAUAACACUGAUAUCUAGCUGUGGACAUUCUUAAUAUAUUUUAUUUUCAAAUACAAAUAUUUAAAUUUUCAAUAUAGAAUAUAUGUGUAUAUAUAUAUAUAUAUAUAUAUAUAUAUAUAUAUAUAUAUAUAUAUAUAUAUAUAUUCUAUAUUGUGUGUUUAAAACCAAAACAAUAAGAAUGUUCAGAAUUACAUAUCAUGGUUAUUAAUAUCCAGGCAUUGAUGCGACGUAAUUUUUUUUUUUCAUGGACGAUUUAUUUUCACUAAGUACAGAUUUCUGUAUCGUCUAUUCGUCGGAAAGUGUGAUAGAAAAAUUACAUGUAUGCUUUGUAUAUACGUAUAUAUACGUAUAUGUUCUUAUUAUGGCAUAUCGAAACAUGCAAUGAUAAAAAUAUAUAUAAUAUAAAUUCUUAUCAUUGCGUAUUAAAACAUACAUUACUAUACCGUAAGUCGUCAAAAUCUUGUAAAUACGACAGUUUAGUACUAUUAUCACUACUAUUAUUCUGUAAGCGUGUGGAGAAAAAUAUAGUACGUUUCAAAAGCGAAAAA
Odontomachus brunneus is the source of this 4036-nucleotide messenger RNA. RefSeq names its product ubiquitin-conjugating enzyme E2 J2-like. Bases 828 to 1529 code for a protein of 233 amino acids. Lineage: Eukaryota; Metazoa; Arthropoda; Insecta; Hymenoptera; Formicidae. The transcript has 4 exons. The record is from RefSeq and is a predicted model, not a curated record.